AUGACUGUAACGGUCAUUCAUUCCGUGGAGUUGUUCGACGGCCACAAAGCUCGGUCGGGCGCAGUUGUUGUCUUCGAUUCGGACAGCGGCAAGAUCACGUCUGUCUCGACCGGUUCUAGCUCCGAUCAAUACCCCCAAGGGGCAACCAUCAUUGACGGCACGGGACACACUCUUCUUCCAGGGCUGAUUGAGUCUCACAUGCAUUGCUACAACCUGCAUCUAACUCCAGGAUCAGACGAAUCGACGAUCUUGACAUCGCCCUUGAAAAGUGGCAUCACCACAGUCUGCGACAUGCAUUCUGACCUUGCAUCUGUACAAAAAUGGCGCAAAGCCAUAGCCGAGGAAGUUGCACAAGCCAGGCAGGCUGGUGGAACAGUCACUCUAUCUGAUCUCAAGACCUCGCUUUAUGGUGCUACCAUCGAGGGAGGGUGGCCAAAACCGAUCGUUCUGGCCGGUCAUCCAUCGGAGGAGGCGAUCGAAAUGGUCAAGCAAUGGCCUAGCCUGACGCCGGAGACCGCAGCAGAUUAUGUCAAGAAUCACAAGGCGAACGGAGCAAACUACAUCAAACUAAUGCAAGAGAAUUGCUGUUCCCUCGCUAUCCCCACGAACUCAAUCCCAGUCGCCUCACUCGAGCUCCAAACUGCAGUUGUGAAUGCAGCUCAUGAGAAUGGUCUUCCGUGUGUUGGACAUGCUUUAAGCUCUGACAUGACCGAGAUUGUCCUUAAAGCCGGAGCCGACGGUCUGACGCACACCUUCGUUGAUCAACCUCUGCCGCAGAACAUCCUCGACCUCUACAAAAAGACAGGCGCUUUUGUGAUCCCUACGUUGACGGUGCUGGCCAGCUUAACGGCCGAACUACAGGAUUGGCGGGAGAGGUUUGCUGAUCUCGCACAUAAAAAGGGAGUUGUCGACGAUGCCACCAAGCAAAAUAUGGUUGAAGUGCUCGGCAUGAAGGAUCCAGCUGCCAAACUGGAGUAUGCAAUCGACACAGUGGCAAAGUUGAAGAAAGAAGGCAUCGAUAUUGUUGCUGGGACAGAUGCUGUGGCGGGCUUAAAGGGCACUGGAGUCGGCCCCAGCCUUUGGAUGGAGCUGGAAUUAUACACUGAGAAAUGCGGCUUUACCGUCACGGAAGCUUUGAACUCUGCAACGGCAGUGACCGCGAAGAGGUUUGGUUUCACCGAUCGUGGAGAAGUUGCAGAGGGCAAACGGGCCGAUCUUGUCCUUGUGAAAGGCAACGUCACCGAGAGGCUGCAGAAUCUCUGGGAAGGCGAGGGUAUCGUAGGAGUGUGGAAGGAGGGUUUGAAGGCUAGUUAG
This is a messenger RNA of Cladophialophora psammophila CBS 110553, 1314 nucleotides long. RefSeq lists its product as uncharacterized. The coding region runs from base 1 to 1314 and encodes 437 amino acids. The record is from RefSeq and is a predicted model, not a curated record. Gene Ontology annotation, molecular function: hydrolase activity, acting on carbon-nitrogen (but not peptide) bonds. NCBI's taxonomy places the organism in Eukaryota, Fungi, Ascomycota, Eurotiomycetes, Chaetothyriales, Herpotrichiellaceae. The transcript has 2 exons.